Molecule: messenger RNA, 530 nt
Organism: Nomia melanderi (Alkali bee)
Lineage: Eukaryota; Metazoa; Arthropoda; Insecta; Hymenoptera; Halictidae
Source: RefSeq, a predicted model, not a curated record
GUGCGUACGACGAGGAAACCGUGAAUUCGUGGUGUCAGCAACAGCGAGGAUUCAUUUACGUGUCUUCGGGGUCGUGCAGUGCAGUUUUGAUCGAAGCGUGGAAGGAUUAACGACAAGAAAUGCAGCGGUGGAUAUUGGUUUCAGUGGCGAGCCUUUUAAUCGGCAACGCGUUCGCCGACGUUCUAGUGCAGCCUGGCUAUGGUCAUCCGAGUUCCUUAUUGAAUCCACACCCAAUAGUGCAGCCUCUGUCAACCCUUCAACGUGUUGCGAGUAACCAGUUCACCGAUGCAGGAUAUCAUUUAGAGCUACAUCCUGUCUACGGAAACUUGGGACACUCCACUCCUGCACUGGGUUACCUCCAAAGUCACGAUUUGUCGCCCUAUCUGUCGAAGACAGCUCAAAGACGCCUAUACUCUGGAAAGUUGGGCACUGUCGGGAUCCCCCUCGCGCAUCCGAUCGUACAACCUCAUUAUAUCCCCUUGGUAAGCGUCACGAUAAAUGGCACUGUCUGUUGAUACGAGUUCAUUGCG